AUGACCAAAGACGACCGCAGUCCCGAGGUGUUCGCUAUUGCUGGACUAUUCUUCGUGCUGACCUGGACAACUGUCUUGCUACGGAUCUACGUACGCGCGGUCCUGAUGAAGACAUGGGGAAAAGAUGACUCGUACAUGGUUGCCUCACUAUUGACGUUCACCAUAUAUCUCCCAUGUCAGAUCAUUGCCGCGAUGCACGGAACCGGACGCCACCGAUGGGAAUUGAGUGAUAGUGAUGCGAAGACAGCACUCUUGUUCUGGUACCUGUGCGAGCUGUUCUACGUAAUAGCGAACUGCCUGCUCAAAUUUGCCAUCGGCUACUUCUACCUGCGGGUCGCGAUUGAGCGCUGGCACAUCUGGGCCAUCAGAAUACUCAUGCUAGGCACUGUACUAUGCGGUCUUGUCUACUUCUUUCUAGUCUUGCUUCAGUGCAUUCCUAUUUCUGAUUUUUGGAAUGUGCAUCCCGCCUCAGCCAGAUGCAUACAUAAUGGGCCAACUCUGGCCAUUACCUAUGCCCUCGCCGCCAUCAACGCAAUCGCUGAUUGGGCAUUCGGCUUGCUACCUUUUUUCAUCGUCUGGGGGUUAGAGAUGAGGACCAAGACAAAGCUAUUGGUAGCAGGUAUCCUUGCAUUCGCAGCGAUUGGAAGCACCGGUACAGCCAUCCGUAUGGCAUACAUUCAUACACUCGUUCAAGGCCCCGACUUCUUAUAUGCCACAACCGAUGUCGCCUUGUGGAGCACUAUUGAACCUGGAAUCGGCAUUACCGCAGGGAGCAUCGCUACACUCCGCCCGCUCGUUCGCCACUGUCUAUGGAAGAUGGGUCUGGCCGACGCACCUCGUGAAGAACGAGGUCGCAACUACUAUCCUUCAGAAGAAGGUGGCCGUAAACGCAAACAUCGCCGCGGAUAUCGCCGCAGCUUGAGCCCUUCUGAUCUGGUGCCUACAGUUCCGGGCAAUAUGACCACCGUACAGAUCCACGGACCCCAAGACAUAGACCUUGAAGAGAACUUGUCUCCACCGAAAACCGUCAUCACAGACUGGGACGUCCCGGAAACCCCGGAAACCCCGGAGGGUCAGAUCAUACAUACUGUCACGGUUCAGCAACAAUACGAAGGCCUUGCGAGGCUUCCUGAGGCACCCCCGAGGCUCCAGUUGCGCGAUAGCCUCAGACACAGUUUCACUCGCGGGAGUAUUCUGAGCCUUGGCAAGUUCCGCGUACCUUAG
Molecule: messenger RNA, 1224 nt
Organism: Alternaria rosae
Lineage: Eukaryota; Fungi; Ascomycota; Dothideomycetes; Pleosporales; Pleosporaceae
Exons: 4
Coding region: 1-1224 (407 amino acids)
Source: RefSeq, a predicted model, not a curated record